GUCGAAUGAAUCAAUAAUGCAAUACUGUAGAUUUUAAUCAAGGAAAGAACUACUACUCAGUAGUGGUACGUAAAUUGCACCAAGUGGAAGUAUCUUUUUUUCUCUUUUCUCGUUCCAUGAGUUACGAGUAAGUACCGUAGGGUAGGGUACAGUAAGGUACGACAGGGAAACCGCACUGGCGGCAUCAGAGUGUUACCGUCUGGUACGAGUACCCUACGGUACCAUCUUCCUAACAACGAAUUUCGCUAUCGCUGUGACGAUUCGUAAGCCACAUUUCAACAUUAUCUGUUGAUUUACAAACCGAUCGUGUGUUGAAAAUUAUGAAGCGAUAACGAUGGACUAUUCAAAAGGACAAAGACACUUCAGCCUCUCGCUAAUGUUACUCGGCGGUCUCUUUUUCAUCGGUGGGUCGUCGAUCCUUGGCGUAGGAGUCAAUGCUUUUGUGCCGCGUAGCUCAUGUUUGUCGUCGAAAUCAAUACAGACUGCAACGGCAAUCGCAGCAUCGAAUAAACCUAUUGUCGUUACAUUGACUCGAGAAGACGGGAAAAAUACUAAGCUAAGGAGAAAAAUCGAAGAAAAUACCCAACUCAUGGAGCAGAUUGAUAUCCUUGAAAUGCCUUGCAUCGCACAUGCUGAUGGUCCAGAUUACGAACGUCUUUCUUCUACUCUACUUUCUGAACGGUGGGAUUUUGUUGCUGUAACAUCACCAGAGGCGGCAAAAGUACUCGCAUCAGCUUGGGAUGCUGUGAGAGACAACCCCCUGUCGGUGGUCGCAGUUGGAAAAGCUACCGAAAAAAGCCUCAAAGAUUCCAAGAUCCCUGUAAGUUUCGUUCCGUCGAUAGCGACUGCGAAGACGUUAGCAAAAGAGCUAAAUCCGGUGCACGAGACAAAAAAGACAUCUGUAUUAUACCCAGCAUCAGCGAAAGCAAAGAAAACUCUCCAAGUUGAUCUGAUGGCGAGGGGAUUCGAUGUGACACGAUUGAACACCUAUGACACAGUUACGGCGACGUGGGGAGACGAGGAAAAAGAAUCCUCACGAAGGGUAGAGGUUGCAUGUUUUGCAAGCCCAUCCGCUGUUGAGGGUUGGCUGAAAAACACAGAAGGUAACACCGACGUCUUCGCAGCUUGUAUCGGAAUAACAAGCGCUACGGCCUGUAGAGAACAUGGCUGGGACGAAAAACAAAUUUUCUUUCCAGAAGCACCAGGGUUGGAGGGUUGGAUCGACGCCAUUCAAGAUGCAACUGAAGCGUCGAGGAACACAUAAUCCCCGUUCAAUAUAUUCCUGUUUUACUUUGAAGCUUUUCGAAAGUAAAAGUAUGCAGAAAAUAGGGAUCCCGAUAUUUGAACGGAGUGCAUAAACGAGGAAUUGCCUUAUGGAUAGCAAAUUGGCGAUCCUUAGCAAUAUUGGAACAACUACUAUUUCAUAGCCAAAAUAUCUUCAACAAUAUGAGAACUAUUGGUGUGUAUGACACACUUCCUCUAACAAGGUCACCUA
Messenger RNA from Pseudo-nitzschia multistriata, 1495 nucleotides. The record is from the annotation of a GenBank genome assembly. NCBI's taxonomy places the organism in Eukaryota, Bacillariophyta, Bacillariophyceae, Bacillariales, Bacillariaceae.